Prosopis cineraria is the source of this 3921-nucleotide messenger RNA. RefSeq names its product disease resistance protein RUN1-like. Bases 1262 to 2764 code for a protein of 500 amino acids. The transcript is spliced from 5 exons. Gene Ontology annotation, molecular function: ADP binding. Gene Ontology annotation, biological process: defense response. Lineage: Eukaryota; Viridiplantae; Streptophyta; Magnoliopsida; Fabales; Fabaceae. The record is from RefSeq and is a predicted model, not a curated record.
UCGACCUCAAGGACAUGUUUGGUACGUAAAAGACUAAAAUGAAGAGAUAAGAUGUGGGAGUUAUCAGUUGAUCUCUUAAUUCGAAGAAGAAAUUUUGUGAAGAGGAUCGGAAAUCUACAAAUCUCCAAGUCCACCCAGGUUCAUCCCAUCCAUCACUUCUCUUUUUCUCUUCCACUAGCUUCAUCCCAUUCAUCGAUCUUCUGGUUUCCCAAGCAUUUUCCCAGAAAAUUUCAGUUUCAGGUUAUGAAGGUUGAAGCUGUAAAUUGCAACCACAUGGAUGGAACCAUUGCUUUAAUGCUCACAGAGGCUUUCUUAAUCAUAUUGGCUUUAUUAAUUUCCAAAGCUACCAGAUUCAUCUCUCCUUUGCUUUAUCGUAACCAACCUGUUGCUGUUGAUGACGGUAGUUCUAAAGAUGUUGUCAUUUCCACUCCAACAAUUUCUUCUCCUUUUGCUCAUAUUAUUGUUCCUACUCCAUCUACCAAGUAUGAUGUGUUCCUUAGCUUCAGAGGGGAAGACUCUCGCCAUAAUUUUGCAAGUUAUCUUUACAUAGAACUUAGAAAUGCAGGCAUUCACACUUUUAUGGAUCAUAAACUUGGCAAAGGAGGACAAAUUUCAUCAAUUCUUUUGAGAACAAUUGAGGAAUAAAAAAUAUCUAUCAUUAUCUUCUCAGAGGAUUAUGGUUCUUCAACAUGGUGUAUGGAUGAACUUGUUCACAUACUAGAAUGCAAGAAGAAAUUUGGAAGGGUUGUGACACCUAUUUUUUAUAACGUAGAUCCAUUAAAUAUACAAAAGACAACCAAAAAAAAUUACAAAAGUGGAGAAAUGCUUUGAUCGAAUCUACAAGUCUCUCUGGAUGGGAUUCCAACAGUAUCAGGUAGCUUCAUAAAUAUUCUCUUUAAUAUGUUGUUGGUUUUGGUUAUUUAUUUAAUUAAUCUCUAGGAUAUUUCUAUCAAAUUAUAUUGUACUCCCUUUGGUUCUUAAUAAAAUGAAAACUCUGAAAACUUUUUUUAAUUCCUAAUGUAACACAAAAUUAGAGUAAUUAUUUUUUUUCAAUUUUAUCUCUUGUUUAUUUAGCAUGGUUUGAAUUCCUAGACAAUAAUUUAUUAUAGUUAUUAAUUAUAAAAAAGAUAAAAUUAGAAGUUAUGUAUUUUUUUAACAAUUUUAAGGAUAUAAUUAUCAUUUCUUAAUAAGUGUAGAGUUAAUUAAAUUUGCAUUAGAUUAAGGAUUGGAGGGAGUAGUUUUUCCCCUACCUAUAUUUGAUAUGGCUUUUCUUUUAACUGACACACAUUUUUGUUAUAGACCUGAAUUCAAACUUGUUGAAGAGAUUGUGAAAGACAUUUUGAGCAAGUUGAACUAUAAGUCAUCAUCAUCUCAUCUUGAAGGACUUGUUGGCAUUGCUCAUCAAAUUGAAAAUGUUGAAAAACUUUUAAAAGAGGCUCGCAUUGUAGGAAUAUGGGGCAUGGGUAGUGCAGGUAAAACCACACUUGCCAAAGCUAUAUUUCGAGAGUUGAAAGCUCAAUUUGAUGCUUUCUCCUUUAUUGAAAAUGUCAAAGAGCAAUUAGAAAGAAUAAGUUUGGAUGAGUUACAGAAAAAUUGCCUCAAAGAAUUAUUAAAAGAUGAUGACAUUAACAUCAACGACAUAAAAUCCAUUUUUGUGAAAACUAGGCUUCAACGCAAAAAGAUUCUUCUUAUACUUGAUGAUGUGGAGAAUUCAAUAAUAGCUGACGAUUUAAACAAAGUAUGUGAUUGGUUUAGAGAAGGAAGUAGAAUUAUCAUCACAUCAAGAGACAAGCAAGUUCUUAAGAAUGCUUCUGCUUUUUCAAGAUAUCAUGUUCCGAGAUUGGAUUUUCAUGAUGCCCUUUUUCUCUUUAGUUUGAAAGCAUUUAAGCAAAAUGAGCCAUGUAAAGGCUAUAUAGAGCUAUCAAAAUCAGUAGUGCGUUAUUGUGAAGAAAAUCCAUUGGCCUUGGUUGUGUUGGGUUGUUUUCUAUAUGGUAGAGAAAAGAAAGAGUGGGAAAGUGCAUUGGAAAAACUAAAUCAAGCCCCUCCAAAGGACAUUGUUGAUGUUUUGAAAUUCAAUUUUGAUGGACUUGAUGACAUACAACAUAAUGUGUUUCUUGACUUGGUAUUUUUUAUCAUGGAAGGAGGUGAGUUUUUGAACCUCAUUAUAAGACAAUUAUAUGGCUCUUCUAUACAUGUUGAGAUAAGUGUUCUUACUGAAAGAUCCCUCAUUUCAUUCAAUGAUAAUGGCUGCAUUGGGAUGCACCAUCUUGUAUGGCAAAUGGGCCUUCAAAUUGCCAGACAACAGUCAUUCUCUAUUCCUAGAGCCUCUGUUAGACUCUGGAGGCACGAAGACAUUUAUGAUUUUUUCAUUCGUGAAAAGGGGAUUGAGGACAUUCGAUGCAUGUUAUUAGAUGCGAGCAAGAUAAAAAGAAUCACAUUGAGGGCCGGUGAUUUUGGAAAGAUGCAUAAUUUAAUAUUCCUUAAAGUUUACAAAUCUAAUCGGAGAAAGCCUUUGAAGUUGAACAUUUGUGGAGAUCUAAAUUAUCUUUCGGAAGAACUAAGGUUUCUAAAAUGGGAAGAAUACCCACUGCCAUAUGUGCCAUUAAAUUUUUGUGCGGAGAAUCUUGUUCAACUUUCAAUGCCUAAUAGUAAUAUCCAAAAACUCUUGAGUGGAGAUCAGCAUUUUCCAAAUUUAAGGGAAAUCAUUCUAGCAGGCUCAAAACCUCACUGCAUUCCCAGAUCUGCGUCACGCCCCAAAGAUUGAAUUCAUGAGUCUUGGUGGUUGUGUGAACUUGGGUCAAAUUCAUUCUUCAACUGUCCCAGGCAAGCUUGGCCAUUUAUGCAUAGAACAAAAUGGGCCAAUGCACAUAAAAGUUGGAGGCACUGGUAAAGGUACAAGUUCAGGACUAGUGACUGCGCACAAUUAUUUGGAUCUCCACAAGUUAUGAUUCAGCAAAGUCACAAUCAAGCUCUUCAUUUCCGACAAGAUCAUAUCCGGUGUUCGAUUCAAACACAUGGUAAUGCCAUUCCCAGAGAUUCAAAGCUUAGCUUCUUUUCUUCCAUUUGCUAAGACAUUUCACUGGUUAGAGAGUCCAAUUGAGUUUGAGGACGAUUUCAAGCAGCGUUACACAUACGAUCCUUUUUAUGCUUACUAUUAUCCUUGGGGCCCGGUUUUUCAAUUUGAUUUGAAUGUCAUGACAAGACAUGACGAUGUAGCAGAAAAAAGUGUGGUGUUUGCUGUCCUCUCUGUUGCCCCUGUAAUACCCAAAAUCUCAGCUCCAGAUCCGUUAAGUAUAAUGAAGAGGUGACAACAUUGGACGUCAACCAAGUGGAACAACGUUAUUGUUGCUGUUGUGAUGGUUCUACAUUCACGAGAGUUCCAAGCAUGAUGACUCGCUGGUCAUUGUUGACGCAAGUAAUAUUACACAAGAGUGAUAUUGUUGGAAAAGCAAGUUGCAGCAGUGUUAUUCAUGAAGUUUCAAUACUAAAGUCACUUGCAGUCAGUGAUUAUUACAAAAGGAUUCAACCUCACUUGGAUGUAACACUCUGUUUCUUGGCCAUUCCAGAAUCUGCUUUACGUGAUUUGUCUUUCUGGGUCCGUUAUUCCUUGGACUACAAGUCUGACCCUGGCUCUCACUGGUUUGGUUGUCAUGGUAGUGGUACUAAGACUUAUUCUAAUGCUGAGUUUGUCGUUGAGUAUGCAGAGUGGUAGCGAUUUUAUUGUUUAAAUUAGGAACUCAUUUAAGUAUUUGACUCUAGAAAUGGUACUAUCUUUCUAUGUGCUCAUUCACACUCUAGCUUUGUAUGGCCUUACUUGGUAUUUUCCUAUAGUCUUUUUUGACGUCUGUUGGCUGUCAUUCCAUCGCCUAGAUUCGAUUCUGUACUAUUGGGAACAGGGUGUGAACUUGGUAACAUUUUACA